GAUGCCUCAUCUCCGCCACGCUUGCUCAUGAAUCAAGGACUCUAGAUUUGUGUGUGCACACACACCCAAACACACGCACACACACACGCGCACGCGCUUUUUUUCAUUCCCCUCCUUCGCUCUCUGAAGCCCAGGGAGAAUCAGUGACAGAGGUGUUUCAUUGUUGAGUGGGUUUUGCCUUUUUGUUUUUUUAAAAAAAAAAAAUUCAAAAGCAAUUAAUGAUCAGAUCUAGGGGAGAAAAAAAGAAACAAAAAAACAAACAACCCUGAAUAGAAACAAAACUUUUGAAUGCUGGAUUACAAAAAAAAAAAAAAAAAAAAAAGGUUAUCUGGACAGCUUCUUUGAGACUAUUUAAAAACUGGCCCAACAGGUCUCUACAACGUCAAGAUCUAACUAAGCUUUAAAAGGUCAAGAAGUUUUAUGGCUGACAAAGGAUUUGCUCCUGCGCAGAGGACCUUUCCCACCUAAGCUUCUGGGGAUUUGGGAAUUUCGCCCCCAUUCUCUUCCGUCUGUUGCAUCUCUCUGCAAGCAAGGGCUGAAAUCGUUUUCUUUUGUUGUUUCGAGGGAACCAGGAGGGUGGGGGGUGGCCUGAGCAGGCCGCAGGCAACUGUUUUAUAGGCUUGUCUUACUGGGCCCUGCCAAGUGGUUAUUUUCGCCUCCUGUGGGUUUGGCUUUUGUUGGUUUCUGUUUGGGUUUGGAGCGAGACUCUGGCUAGUGGCAUAAGGAGAACUUACUUUAACAAAUUUAUUUUUCAGCAACAGAGAGGUAGAUGUGACUGGCAACAACUUUCUACCCCUUCUCCUUUUUGUUCUACUCAGAACCAGAAAGCAUCCCUCCCAUCAGCAAACCCUGGGAUAGCUGGGAGUAUGGCCACCCUGCUCCACGAUGCGGUAAUGAAUCCAGCAGAAGUUGUGAAGCAGCGCUUGCAGAUGUACGACUCGCCGCACCGGUCGGCCCUCAGCUGCAUCCGGACCGUGUGGGGGACGGAGGGCUUGGGGGCCUUCUACCGGAGUUACACCACGCAGCUGACCAUGAACGUUCCCUUCCAGUCCAUCCACUUCAUCACCUAUGAGUUCCUGCAGGAGCAGAUCAACCCGUACCGGGGCUACAACCCGCAGUCCCACAUCAUCUCAGGCGGGCUGGCCGGGGCCCUGGCUGCAGCCGCUACCACCCCUCUGGACGUUUGUAAAACCCUCCUCAACACUCAGGAGAACAUGGCCCUCAACCUGGCCAACAUCAGCGGCCGGCUGUCGGGCAUGGCCAACGCCUUCCGGACGGUGUACCAGCUCAACGGCCUGCCGGGCUACUUCAAGGGCGUGCAGGCCCGCGUCAUCUACCAGAUGCCGUCCACUGCCAUCUCCUGGUCCGUCUACGAGUUCUUCAAGUACUUCCUCACCAAGCACAAGCUAGAGAAUAGAACUCCGUACUAAAGGAACGGGCUGUGGGAAAUGAUGCCAGAAUCUUUGAUGGUGCAAAGACUUUCCCUGACUGCUGCCCUUCCCCUGCCCUCACACCAAGAUUCCUGGGGCAGGGUGUUGGCAGGAUCUGCUCUUUGACGCCUUAGAGAGAGGAGAGGACGGGACAGCCGCUUACACGACGGCCGUCCGUCUGCAGGGACAUCCCAGGUGGUAGAACGUGUCGAAAGACUGACGGGGAGCGAGAAAGUGCUUUUUCUCUUCCUCCCCCCACCCCGCCCCCGAGAGCGAUGUAGCCUUUCUGCUUCAGUAUAGCAUCUCCUCCCCUAGAAUCGUACGUAGAUCACCCAGGAGGGAAGAAAAUGUGCAGUGACUGAAAACAUUAAAGAGGAAAAAAAAAUUAUGUAUAUAGAAGUUCCAGUACACAGUAUCACAUAGAUGGAUAAUGUUUAUCCUUUAUUUUUCUAUGUAGAAGUUUUGGGAUUUGCGUGUGUGCCUGUGUGUGUGUACAAGCAAGUGUUACAGCUGGGAAUAUAAAGCUGUUUAAAAAAAAAAAAAAUAGCUGAAUUCUUCCAUCGGGUUAAGUCAAAAGGCACCAAAGUAAUACGUUGCUCCACGUGGCCUAAAAUUGUGUUGAGCCCCCCCAGAUGGAAGUUCCACUUGAAUGUAAAAUAAUAAAUAUAAGGUUUAUAUUUUGAAUUUUCUUUUCAUAGGGGAAAAUGGUACGUUGAAAAACAAGUCAAAAUAAUGAUAUAAUACUUUUAGCUACUUUUUUUUUUUUUUUUUUCUUAAUCAGUUACCUUCAUGUGCCUUUUCCCUUGGUCUUUUCCUAGAAAUUCCAGGACCAAAGAUCUGGCCCUGGGGCUUUUCCUCUUGCUGUGUGCUCGCCCGCACGCACACGUACUGGGCGUCAGCACGGCUCACACUGGAGCACAGCGGCCCCAGUGGAAUUAGGGUGGCUGGUCUUACACUUACUGAAACCAUUUCCUUCCCUUGUGGGUGACGUGAAUGUAUGCCACGGGGGGCCAGCACUUAAAAGCCCUUGAAAUGCCAACGCUUGGCCACUUGUUGGGCGGGCAUGUGUGAUAAAUCCUACCUUGAUCCUAGGACUUAAUUCUCCAACAGUCUUUUAACCCAGGCACUUCAGGUAUUCUUGUCUGUGUGUGUGUUGACUAAAUCUCCUGAUCUCCUGUGUUUCCCUGUGCAGUUUUAGGGGUUUUAAAAAACACAGCAAGCAUAUCCACGGCAUUUGUCUGUACACCUGCCCAUCACAAAUUUCCACCUUAAGAGCCUCUCACCAUGCAGGGACAGGCCAGGCUCCCCAGCCCCGCUGCGCAAGGGACCCGGGCCCUCGUGCUCAGUCAGGACGCCUCUCGAACCAUCUUCAGCCUUGCUUGGUCCACGCCAGCUGGGAACACGAUGCCUUGUUUCCUGAAAUGGCCUAUCUGAGCCAGAUUAUCCCUGAGAGCAAACGCAAGCCUGUUUCCUCCAGCCAAGCCUUCCCAGGCCUCUCUCCGAGGGAAGACCCAGUGGCUUCACAGUUUCCUUUAGAGCUGUCUUUCAAAAUGAGCAGGAAGUACGUGUGUGUUUUCGUUCUGGUCGGCCUGGUCCUGACCUUGACCCUUUGCCUUUCGCCCUUCGCCUUAGGCACGGUCCAUGUCUUGCAUUCUCACCGAGGCUCAGACCUGGGCUCCUUCGGAUGCCGUGACUCCUGGGAUGAACUCAGGUGGUGCUGGGACUUUUGCAUCUCAGAACUUCGUGUGCUGUGCCUCUGGGAGUAGUUUGCAGGUCAAGGACAGCAGAAACCCACGUCAGGCAGCUCCCACACGUGCCCCGAUGAGCAGGGUCUUCUCCUGGGCUGGGGGGCCUGCCUGCUGACCUGUCCCACCUCGGAGUUAGCCCACCCCCAUCCCCCGGUGGAAAUCAAUUGCAGCGAGCUUCCCCACUCCGUUGCAGUUGCAUCCCCACUCAGGGAUGCCAAAAGCCCACGGAGACCAAACUGCUGGGGGAAGUGUUGACAUCUCUCUAAACAUAUACCCCGUCAGUGUUACAUUUUGCAAAUGGAAGAAAAUCUAGAUCGAAUUCUAAAAUAAUUACCCAACCACCCCUUUUUGUCCACUUCAGAUACACCACACUGCUGCGAAAUAUUCCUUAUUUCUUAUGGGAUUUUGUUUUCGAUGGUAUUGAGGAAAGAAACGGCUCACUUCUUUGGGAGAACUCCUUUGGGUCAGGAGAGAUAGAGUCUCCAGAUUUCAGAGUCGGAAGGUCUGAUCCUGGCUUUCCUUUCCCAGUGUGUAGGGAUCAGCUGGGAGAUGGGGGUGAUGCCACCUGUCCUGCCUUCCCCACUGGGUCUUCCAGAGGCUGAAUGAGCGAUGUAUCUGAAAAAGCUUUGAAAGUUGUGAAGCACUAAACAAAUAGAAGUGGUCAUGAAUUUUGUGGGAGGUAACCACCGCCCCCCGCCUCACCCUGAGCUCCAAAGCUUGUCUUGCUGCCCCAUGCAGACUGCGGCCCAGUUGACUGUGACUUUGACUUGGCCAAGAACGAAAUAGGAACAUGUUCUCCCCAUCCCCCAGCCCUGGCGAUGACCAACCUAAUGUAGUCAGUCACGGCACAAACUUGGUCACUGGUGUCUUUGGUGUCAUUGGGGUGUCAUCUGCCGCCCAGCAAUGCCACUUGAAUACAAUACUCAAUAACAGUGACUUCUGUCCAGACCAUGAUUUGUGAUCCAACCCCUCAUACAUCUGAGUUUUACUUUUUAGAAUUAAAAAAUUGAUUUUUUUUCCAAAUGGGAUAAAUCUUCAAUCCAUGACUUUUUUUUCUUAACUUUGGAUCGAAACUCGCUAGAUACUGGCCUGCAUCCUUUUGUGUGGUUUCUUUUUCUUUUCUUUUGUUUUUAAAUGCUGUUGUCUUGUUCCAAGAGCUGUCCUCCAAAGUCCCCCCCUAAGGCUGCACUGGCAACACGUUGUUAUACCAUUAAGGUUUUAUUUAACUUUAUUUAAGGAUGAUUGUGCCUGUUCAAUACAAAUGUACUGCUGCUUCCCACCUGCGAGACGCACGAUGUAUGUUACUAGGGUGGGCCAGUGUCCUUUCUUAAAUUCCUGUCGUAAAUAUCAUGGUUUCUGCCUCUUGAUUGUCACCAGUUCCUGGAAGAAGGGGAGAAAUGUGUGUUUCUGUGUGGGGAUAUUUCUUUUUUUUGUGUGUGUGUGGGGAUAUUUCUGAUAUGCUGCUACAGUUGUGACACUGGAGCUACAGAAAAUAAAGCCUUGAUCUUUGAA
Molecule: messenger RNA, 4690 nt
Organism: Delphinapterus leucas (beluga whale)
Lineage: Eukaryota; Metazoa; Chordata; Mammalia; Artiodactyla; Monodontidae
Gene: SLC25A37
Product: solute carrier family 25 member 37
Biological process (GO): iron import into the mitochondrion
Cellular component (GO): mitochondrial membrane
Molecular function (GO): ferrous iron transmembrane transporter activity
Source: RefSeq, a predicted model, not a curated record